UGUACGAUUCCACAGCGUCGCUCCACUCGUCGCCGUCUCCUCCGAUCCGGCCGUCUUCUCAGGUCGUCGUAGGUCCGCCGCCGCCCGCCGCCGCCGCCUCUCGCCACGGCAGCAUGAUGACGACCCAAGCGAAGACGGCGUCGACUUGCCCGCCGCCGGAGACGGCGCAGGGCACGCACGUAUUCGACAUCCUCGGGUACAGCAAGCACCGCGGGAUGGGCGCCGACUACUUCAUCAGAUCGGGCGUCUUCAACGUGGCCGGCCACCAGUGGGUCAUCUUCUUCUACCCGGACGGCUACGGCGAGGAGCUGGCCGGGGGCUUCGACUUCGUCUCGGCGUACCUCCGGCUCCUCAGCACGAGCGGCAAGGUGCGCGCCUCCUGCGACCUCCGCCUCGUGAACCCGGGCACGGGCGUCUCGACGUCGGUGCACCCGACGCUGGUCAUCACGAGGGAGCUGGACCCGGAGAAGGACAAGGUGGUCUGCCACUGCAUGUGCAUCGGCCGCGGCGAGCUCGAGGGCACCUACGUCAAGAACGACCGCCUCACCAUGGAGUGCGUGGUCACCGUGAGGAAGGAGCCCAAGGUGUCCAAGUCCAGGACGUUCCCCAGCAUCAGGGUGCCGCCGUCCAACCUCAAGCGUCAGCUCGCGGAGCUGCUGGAGAGCAGGGAAGGCGCCGACGUGACGUUCGCCGUCGCCGGCGAGACGUUCGCGGCGCACAGGCUCGUGCUCGCCAUGCGGUCGCCGGUGUUCAAGGCGGAGCUCUGCGGACCCAUGAGAGAGGUCGGGAUGGGGACGCGGCCCGUCGUCGUCGAGGACAUGCAGCCUGACGUGUUCAGAGCGAUGCUCUACUUCGUCUACACGGACUCCAUGGAUCACAACGAGGACCUCUCCAGGGACUACCACAGCAAGAACUGCGACAUGGUCCGGCACCUGCUGGUGGCGGCGGACAGGUACGCCAUCGAGAGGCUGAAGCUCAUCUGCCAGAGCAUCCUCUGCAACAACCUCGACGUGCAGAACGUGGCGACGACGCUGGCGUUGGCUGAUCAGCAUCACUGCGACAAGCUCAAGCAUGCUUGCGUCGAGUUCAUGUGUUGUUCGAAUAAUGCGCAAGAUGUCGUGGCCACACAAGGGUACAUGGAUCUUGCGAAAACUUCACCUUCUGUGCUAGCUGAUGCAAUGGGCAGGAUGAGUAAGAUCAGCAAAAAGGUGAUGACAAGAGCACUGCAAGCCCAAGAUGGAUCGUCCAUCUCAUAGAUAGUGCCUAGUUUAUUAGUUCUUUCUUUAGUUAAAUACCAAUAAGAUUUAGCUAUCAAUUUUCAGUUUCUUAUUUGAACAGUUUAUUUGUUAUUAGCUAGUGGUAUCCUAAUAAAUACUCCUAUAUAUGUUACUUGAUGUUUUCCAGUGUGACGGUAGCUAUUACUAUUAGCCAUAUGACAGUAGCUGUUUGUUUUCCAGGGUGCUUGAUGUUUUAUACCAAUUCAGGCACGAC
This is a messenger RNA of Sorghum bicolor (sorghum), 1491 nucleotides long. Its product is annotated as BTB/POZ and MATH domain-containing protein 2. The transcript has 2 exons. Bases 114 to 1256 code for a protein of 380 amino acids. Lineage: Eukaryota; Viridiplantae; Streptophyta; Magnoliopsida; Poales; Poaceae. The record is from RefSeq and is a predicted model, not a curated record. Gene Ontology annotation, biological process: protein ubiquitination. Gene Ontology annotation, molecular function: protein binding.